AUGGCAUACAGCGUUUCAUUCGUCUUCCUGUUUUUAUUAUUCUCCAGCACGACUCAUUCAUUUAAUAAUGAUAUUUCUAUCGUUCGACAACGUGUUUUGGAGACAAUGAUUUGGCCAACGCAAUUAAACAUAACAUCUACAAUACAAAACGCACUUUCCUACGCUCGCACAUUGAACAGCUCUUGUUAUUGGUCAGACAUUAAUUAUGCUGAUCAAAAUGUUGCUGUUUGGUCUGUAGCAGACCACAUGGCAAGAAUAACAACUAUGUUGGAAGCGUUAACAGUACCGGGUUCUACCGUACAAAAUAAUGCAACAUUAAUGUCGAGUGUUCAUUGCGCUCUCGAUGUUUGGUUAAUCAAUGAUUGGCAAAAUCCAAAUUGGUGGUUCAAUCAAAUUAAUAUUCCUAUUUAUGCAACGAGUCAACUGUUGAUGUUAGGUGACAAUGCAACUAGUUUUGAAAUUGAAAAGAUUAAAGAAAUAUCUUAUCGCGCAGCUUGGUGGCUACAUAGACCUCAGGACACAGGGGCAAAUUUAGUGUGGAUGAUUCAAGCCCAACUCUAUCGAUCAUUAGCAACAGCUAAUAUAACUGGUCUCGAACAAGGAUUUCGAUAUGUGUGGAAUGAUAUUGUUGUUGUACCAGUACGCGCAGACGGUGUUCAGAAUGAUUGGUCUUAUCAUUUCCACGGACACCAAUUAUUAACUGGUAGUUAUGGUCAGACCUGGAUGAAUAAUAUCUUUUCAUUUCUUGUAUGCAGUGUUAAAACUCAGUUUGAACCAGAUGCAAACCAGUUAUUGCUAUUUAGUCAAUUCUUAACUAAAGGUGUUGCAUGGAUGACGAUAGAAACAAACUGGGAUUGGCACGUUGUGGGAAGAGUUAUUGCUAGAUCAACCAAAGAAUAUCAAAGUCAGCUUAAUCCAAGUUCAAUGCGAGUGCUGGCAAACUUAAUCGAAUCAAAUGAACUUAAAAAAGAAUUAGUUAAUUUUGCUGAUCGUCUUGAUAGUCGAUCAAAUGCUGCUUUACUCAUUGGUAAUAAACAUUUCUAUACAUCUGAUUAUCAAGUUCAUCAUCGUGUAAAUUGGACAAGUGCUAUUAAAAUGCAAUCAAUUCGAACACAACCACUGGAAUGUAUUAAUGGUGAGAAUUUAAAAGCAGAACACACCGGUCAAGGCGUACUCAACUUAUAUACAGUCAAUAAUUAUGCGUACAAUGAUAUUUUCCCCCUUCUAGAUUGGCAAGCUAUCAAUGGUAUUACAGUAGAACAUAGUAUCCCACUUGAACCUUGUAAAGAUAGAGCCAUGAUGGAUACAGCAUCUCAUAAUCUGACUGCUAAACGAUCAUGGCAUUUUUAUGACGAUGCAAUUAUUACAUUGGCGACUAAUCUAACAUUAACUACACCAACAACAGCAUGGACUACACUUGCUAGUCGAUUAUUACCUACUGGACAAAUCACGAUUGGUUUUUUUAAUUCGACUGUGAUUACACUUUCCGAUGGAAUCUAUUCUUUUCGUUAUAUUCAAAAUAAAACAUCGAAUGUACAAUGGAUACAUGUAGGUGGAUCUGAUAUUGGUUAUCUUUUACAAGUACAAAAACAAUAUGAUACAUUAGGAAUAGAAAUUCAGAAUAAAACAAAUAAUUAUAAUACUAUAGGUGCUUAUAAUUACUCAGUAACUGCACGCAUGUUAACUAUAUGGAUAAAUCAUGGUGUUGGACCAUAUACUCUUGAUUAUGGGUAUAUUAUUUUACCCAAUGUAUCUCUUCAGUCGAUGCCUUCAGUGAUAAAACAAUAUGAUCAAGAACAAAUCUUCUCAUGUAUAUCAACUAAUAGACUCUUUCAUGGAACAAUGUGGCCUUCAUUAAAACGCGCAUCAUUUGUUUUAUGGGAUAAUAUCACAACAACAUUCUCAUGUAAAAGUCCAUUGUUUGAUAUUACUAUACAAUUAAGUGAUGCUGGUGCUUAUUUAUUUAGUGAAAGUCUUACUGAUUUUACAUUGACAGCCUCGCACCCAAUGCGGGCAAAUAAUAUUCUAAGAAUGAAAGUGAAUCGAAUAGGUCAUGGUGUAGGAUGUACUCUAUCAUCCGAUGUUAAUGAACCAAGUACGAUUAUGGCAUUAAAUCUGCCCUUAUCGUCUGAAUUAUUGGGUGCAUCUGUGAGCGUUACCUGCAGGGUUGCCACCUCUUCCGCUUUUUUCGGAAAAAUUCCGCUUUUUCACCUUUUUCCCGCUUUCUUUCCGCUGCUCCGCUUUUUCAUAUAAAACCUUUCUUUUUUAACGAAACUUCGAUACAGCAGAAAAUCUGUUAGUGUUUAGUGAACUGUGAUCAUCACUGCCGUCCACAGUCUGUCAUUGUCGUUAUUGUUCGAUCUGUGAGCUCAAUGGAAGUACACAUAUAUACAUGUUUCGAUGCAAAAGAGGUUCAAGCAACCUGUUGAAUCAAAUUUCUAUCUUUUUUAUGUGUUAUCUAUUACGUAUUGAAACUUUGUGAUUAAAGAAGUACCUUAUAAAGAAGUAGGUUAUUUAAAAACGUUAGAAAUAUGAAAAGCCCGCAAAAAAACAGCUUUCCGCUUUUUUUGGUUUUUUGUUUCCGCUGUUUUUCGCGUUUUCUGAUCGAACUUACCGCUUUUCUGACCUGAUGAGGUGGCAACCCUGCUCGUACAUCCCACGCAGAUAAGGACUGACUUCAUCGCUUCAGUUCAUGUCUAUAUGCAAGCAUUGACGAAUUUCACUCAGAGUUAGCUGUUUCGUGUUCGAAACUCCUCUGCUCUCCAAGUAAAUAGUGUCGUACGAGGUCAAGAUAAGUGAGCCUCAACCUCAAUCGCUACCUGCAACGCGUAGAAGGUAGCGCCUGAGGAUGAGGCUCACUUAUUUUGACCCCUCGUACGAAACCUUUUUUGUACCCGACGACCAAACCCCCAAAACUGAUUUGGGAAGAUUCGAGCUAAACCUUUUUUCGAAGAAAAUAGUACAAUUGUCUGUAAAAAGGUUUGACUUUAGUCUUCAUAAACCAUACAGGUUUAUCAAAGGUAUCAGUUACAUCAAGCCUUGUCAUAGUCGUUUUUCAAAACAAUCUAUUGAUGAUAUUGUCAAUGAACAAUACACACAACUACGCAGAACUAUCCAAGGUUACCUUGAUGACUAUCGAGUGAUGGCUCUGAAGCUAGAAGGUAAACAGGUUUUGCGUGCUUUGCAAGAUCUACUCUAUCGACUUCACGAACAAAAUUUACCAUAUAAACUAUCAUUACGUGCUUGAAAAGAACAUGCAUCAGUGAAAAGUGUUCAAAGUCUUCUGCAAAAACGACCAGAUACCACUGUUCAUGAUACAGACAAGUGUAAAGUAUUAUAUACGGGUAAUACCACUGCUUUUGCACGGUCUCACUUCCGCUGACUGAGAUCGUUCACAAUAUAUCGUUCUACGUUCAAUUAGCAUUGGACGAAACUGCAGAACGACCACCCGAUGGCUUGACAAUCGACGAGAGCGCUACAAUUUGCCUCUACACGAUCGAAU
Messenger RNA from Didymodactylos carnosus, 3502 nucleotides. Lineage: Eukaryota; Metazoa; Rotifera; Eurotatoria; Philodinida; Philodinidae. The record is from the annotation of a GenBank genome assembly.